AGUUGCUUCCUGCGAUUUGUUGUGGCAGCAGCAAUAGCUCCAAGAAUUCCUCGAGUUAUUGGAAAACUGCACACGUGGGAGCGGAAGAAGGUGAAAAAGCCAGAAAAUUAAUUAGAAAACUUUUCGCCAUUUGCUAUUGAGUUCUAAAAAGUGUGAAUUUGGCAUAGAGCACGUGGAGUUUUGACUUACAUUUGCUGGCUCUUUUAGCGGGCUUUUUUUUCCUGGCUGGAAAAGAGUGGCAAAUAUCAUUGCUGUGGAGGAUGCAAGAAAACUCCCUGGUGUCAACUGAAGACUUAUCGAAUAGGAUCUGGUGACGAGAAAAUUGGACCCUGAAGGGUUGGAAGUUCUUGCAAGUUGGAUGUUCGUUUUUUUUUUUUGUUUGAAGAAGGACACGUGGAAAAAUCCCCAUAUGAAUGCCAACACUGUGCUUUUGCUUAAUGGUGGUUCGCGUGCAGAGAAAAAGUUGUUUCCCGUGGUGUGAAUACUAUAAACGUUAAAAAUAAUUUAAAAUGGAUUUCAAGUUUGGUGUUGCACCACUCGUGAUACUUUUGUACCUGCACUCAACGCUGAGAACUACCUCGUCGGAAGUUACAGUGGAUCCAAAGUUCAGUAUGCCUAUAAAUAAUGUGACAGUGCCCAUUGGACGGGAAGCAAUCCUCACGUGUGUUGUACAGGAUUUGGGAACCUACAAGGUUGCAUGGCUCAGAGUGGACACCCAAACCAUUCUCACUAUCCAAAAUCACGUAAUUACAAAGAAUCAUCGCGUGGCGAUUAUUUGGACGGAGAGGAGAACGUGGCAGCUCAAGAUUAAGGACAUUAAGGAGUCAGAUCGGGGAUGGUAUAUGUGCCAAAUCAACACAGAUCCGAUGAAGAGUCAGAUGGGUUACUUGGACGUUGUCGUUCCACCGGAUAUUUUGGAUUAUCCCACAAGCACGGACAUGGUAGUUAGGGAGGGUAGCAACGUGACACUGAAAUGUGCUGCCACUGGGUCUCCAACACCCACAAUCACCUGGCGCCGAGAGGGCGGUGAACCAAUCACGCUUCCUGGUGGAUCAGAAGUGCUGAGUGUGGAAGGAUCCACAUUUACCAUUUCACGCGUGAAUCGAUUACAUAUGGGGGCUUACUUAUGCAUCGCUUCCAAUGGAGUUCCGCCAACUGUCAGCAAAAGAAUAAUGCUCAUAAUUCACUUUCCGCCGAUGAUAUGGGUGCAAAACCAGCUCGUUGGUGCUCUUGAGGGACAAAAAAUCACCCUAGAAUGUCAGUCUGAAGCAUAUCCCAAGUCCAUUAAUUACUGGACACGUGAAAAGGGUGAAAUCGUUCCGCAAGGUGGAAAAUUCGAGCCUGUACUUCUGGACAAUGCCUACAAAGUGGUGAUGAAGCUCAGCAUAAAGUCUGUGAGUCAGUCUGACUUUGGAUCCUACAAGUGCGUCGCUAAGAAUAGUCUUGGAGACACAGAUGGGACCAUAAAACUCUAUGCCAUUCCUCCACAUACAGUGAGCUCUGGGGAAAGUCAGCUGGCGAGAUCUCGAGGGAAGAUGCUGCGAAAAGAUGGUAGUGGACUUUUGGAGGCUAACACAAUUGUCGAUGGGAUUGUUGUGGAUGGUGAUGGUAAAAGGACAGAUAUCGCUCUUAGGGGCAACAAUGAAGUUAAUUAUCGCAAUUCCGCGAGUAUCAGGACAUUUUUUCACAUCAUCACCAUCAUUUUCUUCACAAUUUGGUGUCGCUUUGCUCAACUUUGAUGAUAAUUCGCAGGCAGGAGAAAGAGCUCCUCAGUUAAUUGUAUGUUAUCGUGAGCUCGGUUUUUGGAAUUAAAUUUAGAUGAGAGAUAGUGUAAAUAUAUUUUGAAGAAAUAUAUAUACGAAUUGUUAGAUAAAGAGUAAUGUAAUUAGGCCAAUAAGACAUGGAAUAUAGCUGGCAACUUUGCGUUGAAGAAAAUUCAUUGCAAUAGACGUUAAAAUUUACUUAAGUUUUGCUCCGGACAGCAAAAUGUAUUUUCGUGUGAUGAAGACUUUUUGAUCUUGUUAGGUGCAUCACAUGCGAGUGUAAAGUUCAAAGGCUAAUUUUAUUAUGAGAAUACAUAUCAUAAAAGGUAUUUUAGGCAAAAACUUAAGAGACUCUUUCCCCGCCAUCGUAUAAAAGAAUAAAAAGUUCAAGCACAUUAUGCUUAAGAUAGAUUUUAUGUGAAAAUUUGAGUUUGAGAAAAUCUCUGGGGAAAAAGUUGAGGAUUUGAGCUCCUUCUUGGAGACAUUUAUGCUGUAAAAAGGAUAUUCAAUGCAGGUGUAAAGUAAUCAGACGAAAAAGACUAUUGAUAUACACGAAAUUUGCUGAACUUCCAUAAUUCUUAAUAGAUACCAUGGAAAUAUUGCUUUUUUUUCUCAAUAUAUUCUGUAUUAUUUAAUUAUCUCACCUUAUUUGUAUAAUACGUAAAUUUUAUACAUUAUAGUGUGAUUUUUCAUUUCCUACAAUAGACUUUUAAAUUAAACCUAAUAUACUUGUAAAUUCUAUGGAAUUAACUAACAGUUAAGGAGUUAGCAGAAGAAGAGAAUCUCCUGUGAAGAAAAACUUUAUGUUUUAAAUAAAAUCGAAAAAAAAAGAAUUGUUUCCAAGUAAUAUAUUACAAAAAAGACAAAA
Phlebotomus papatasi is the source of this 2631-nucleotide messenger RNA. Its product is annotated as neurotrimin-like. The transcript has 10 exons. Bases 510 to 1739 code for a protein of 409 amino acids. The record is from RefSeq and is a predicted model, not a curated record. Lineage: Eukaryota; Metazoa; Arthropoda; Insecta; Diptera; Psychodidae. Gene Ontology annotation, cellular component: neuron projection.